CCCCGAUUCAUCCAAGCACCUCCCUCUCUCACCAACUACCAUCUCUGAGAAGGUCGCCGUACUACAUGUCCAUGGUCGAGGGCAAGAUCAGCUCCUGCUGCCUCACGGGCUUCGAGUGGGACGGCACCCCGACGGGCCGGACCGAGAAGCUGGGCGGCAGCGACGUCUACGUCGCGGGCGCCAACGCCGAGGCCGGGGUGCUGCUGGUGCACGACCUCUUCGGCUGGACCUUUGGGAACCUGAGCCUGCUGGCCGACCAGGUGGCGCGCGAGGCCGACGUGACCGUCUACAUACCGGACCUGUUCGGCGGCGAGGCGCUGCCGCCGGACCUCGCCGCCGCCGGCCGCUUCCGGGACCUCGACCUGCCGGGCUUCAUGGCCCGCAACGGCAGGGCGAGCCGCGAGCCCGAGCUGUUCGCCUGCGCGCGCGCCAUCAGGGCCGAGAGGGGCCACUCGCGCGUCGGCAUGUUUCGCGCCCCCUUUUUUCUAACCUGCGGCGCCCGCGGCCGCCGCGAUAUAGCUGGGCUGGCCUCCGCCUCGGGAGCAGAGGAGCACAGGGCCGCGCCGCUGGUCGACUGCAUCUCGAUCGGGCACCCGAGCCUGGCGACGGAGAGGGACUUUGACGAGGUCGCGGUGCCGGUGCAGAUCCUCGCCCACCCCGAGCGCGACCCCGCCUUCACGCCCGAGCUGAAGCUCCACGCCUUCCGGGCCAUGAUCAAGAAAGGGGGUCCGGACGAGCCGGGCGAGCGCGAGGCCAUGGUGGCUGGCAAGGACGCCGUCGUGGCCUGGCUGGUGGCUCACCUGCACAAGGCGGAUGCGUAA
Molecule: messenger RNA, 821 nt
Organism: Gaeumannomyces tritici R3-111a-1
Lineage: Eukaryota; Fungi; Ascomycota; Sordariomycetes; Magnaporthales; Magnaporthaceae
Exons: 3
Coding region: 66-821 (251 amino acids)
Source: RefSeq, a predicted model, not a curated record